AUGGGGUCAACACCGCCUCGCAGCCCUGCUGACGCUUGGGGUCCAACAGACCGGUGGAUAUGUGUACUCCUCGUCCUGCUGCUCCUGUGCGUACCGGCCCGGGUGGCUUCAGAGUCUGAAGAGCAGGCGGUGCUAUCGGACUGGAACAUAUGGAAGAUGAUCCACGCCAUCUCCUAUGACGAAAAUCAGGACGACAUUGAGAGGAGAGUGAUUUGGGAGUAUAACUCCAGGCUGAUUGAAGAGAAUAAUCAGGAGUAUUUCAUGGGGGCUAAGCCAUUCUCUAUGUCUAUGAAUAAAUAUGGAGAUCUGACGAAACACGAAUACCACGUGCUGCAGGGGGCCAUGAUAAACCCCCACUUUGCCAAGAGAGGAAAGACUACGUCGCCACGAAAGCUACGUCAAAAUGCCCUUAGGUUGGGGGUAGUGGGCAUCGACUACCGGGCUAUGGGCUACGUCACCGAAGUAAAGGAUCAGGGCUACUGUGGUUCCUGCUGGGCGUUCAGCACGACCGGAGCCAUUGAGGCCCAGGUGUAUAAGCAUACAGGUCAGCUGGUGUCCCUGAGUGAGCAGAACCUGGUGGACUGCUCCAGGCCGUACGGUACCUAUGGCUGCGGAGGUGCCUGGAUGGCCAACGCCUAUGACUAUGUGAUCAGCAAUGGGCUGCAGUCUACAGACACGUAUCCUUACACAUCCGUGGACACCCAGCCUUGUUUCUAUGAAAGUGGCCUUUCAGUUGCUCAUGUCAGAGACUACAGGUUCAUACCCAAGGGAGAUGAGCAGGCCCUGGCCGACGCCGUGUCGACCAUUGGACCAAUCACGGUGGCUAUAGAUGCUGAUCAUUCCAGCUUCAUGUUUUACAGCUCUGGAAUAUACGAGGAGCCGGCCUGUAACUCAAACAACCUAAGCCAUGCGGUCCUGCUUGUGGGCUUUGGCUCGGAUGGAGGCCAAGACUAUUGGAUCAUUAAGAACAGUUGGGGGUCCAGCUGGGGCGAGGGCGGCUUCAUGAGAAUGGCCCGAGAUGGGAGCAACACCUGUGGUAUCGCGAGCUACGCCCUCUACCCCCUACUGUGAGUUCAUUGGGACCAAUGAGAUGAGAGAAAGAACUAAACUAAACUGAAUCGACCUUAUCUGUACUUUCCCUUUUUUUUCUUUGAACUGCAUUUAUUUUGGUCUCAUUUGUUGUUUUACGAUUGUAGUACAUCUUAAAAGACAGCAUUCAUCAAAUCCUAAGCAGCCUCAUACCAUGCUGUUAUCUGGGUGUAGGCCACACUUAAUAUUAUUUGUAUAUCAUUUGAAUACACAAAUUAAAACUUGGACUCAAACAUGAAAAAGUUAAGCAGUUUAAUUUAUUCUUUGCCCCUUCUGAAGCACAAAUAGACACGGUACACGGAAACAUUAAAAAACUAGAGCUUCCACACAACUAAUGAGACUAACAUGAAGUAAUAUUAAGUCUUGGGAUCCAGGCCUACAAAUAUCACAGCACUUACGAAUAAAACAAAUUCGGGCAGACAAGAUCCACAGAGCUGGGCCCCGGCUCUGUGAAUCCAUUGUGGAUCACACCUUGUUAUUAAUAAUAAUACAAAUAUUAAAUUGAAUCAAGCUAGUCCAUAACAUGUAAAGUAUAACCCCCUACAAGAUACAUGUUUAACUAUUUUUAGGUUUUGUUGAAAGAAGGCCAAGUUACCUAAAAGUGCAACAAUGUUAAAAUAUUACAAUCUAUCUGGCUCACAUCUCUUGCAAUUGAUUUCCCAGGAUGUUCUGUUGAGCUUCUAAAAAAAGGGCCAUAAAAUGUGUGUUAAAGCUGACGCAUGACUUUUCUUGACAAAAUAAAAAAUGUAUCCUUUAGAAUGAAUAAGAAAGGGCAAUGUUAAUGUAAAUGUAAUAAUUACGCAAGAACAAAAAAAUUAAGUUAUGUGUAUAUCUGUGAUUUUUUUUUACUGUACACAAACCUUGCAAUGGGUGGCAAUAUUUUGAUACUCUUUAAUUCAUUGCUGUCUGUAUACUGACAAAAUAAAACUGAUUAUUGUAUUAAUGUGUCUUUU
Molecule: messenger RNA, 2042 nt
Organism: Gadus macrocephalus (Pacific cod)
Lineage: Eukaryota; Metazoa; Chordata; Actinopteri; Gadiformes; Gadidae
Gene: cts12
Product: cathepsin 12
Exons: 8
Coding region: 1-1071 (356 amino acids)
Biological process (GO): immune response
Cellular component (GO): lysosome
Molecular function (GO): cysteine-type endopeptidase activity
Source: RefSeq, a predicted model, not a curated record